Messenger RNA from Trematosphaeria pertusa, 1077 nucleotides. RefSeq lists its product as uncharacterized. The transcript is spliced from 3 exons. NCBI's taxonomy places the organism in Eukaryota, Fungi, Ascomycota, Dothideomycetes, Pleosporales, Trematosphaeriaceae. The record is from RefSeq and is a predicted model, not a curated record. The coding region runs from base 206 to 961 and encodes 251 amino acids.
GCCGAGUCUGAUUUUGGAAAUCGCAUGGACACAAGCCUCCCCAGCACAACCCUCACUCCUCCAACUAACAUUCUUUCGAACCCCGCCGAACGUGGCGCUACCCAUUAGCGGGAGUCUUCAACAACAUUUCCUAGGUCUUCACCCGCUGCAAGCCGCUAGGAGUGGUUUUCCAGAGACACGCUGCCAAGCGUACCGCAACGUCAACAUGCCCUUCGCGAACUUGCCCACGGAGCUGCGACAUCUGAUAAUCGAGAAAGUAGUCGCCACCCCAUUCGAGCCCCCGGCGACGCCCACCGACAUACCUGCAGACGACUGGUUCUACCCGCUCGAAGAAAGGAUACGUCGGAAUGCGUACGCUUUCGUGAGGGAGAUCGGGGACUACGAUCCCGCCAUCGCUUUCAACACAUCAUCGCCAUGGAAACAUCAAUACCUCCCGCUCUUGCUCGUGAGCAAAAGCUUCAAGAGAGAUGCAGAGUCUGUGCUCGGAUUGAUUGGCUCACGACUUCCGCCGACUCUGGACGUAAUACUCACAGCGGAUGGCGACUUGAAGGUCACAUGGCUGCUUGUUCCACCGGAGGUUGGGCCUUUGACGCAACGUCUCCAUCUCAUCAUCCGCAAAACGUUGAACCCGGAGGAAUUCAACUCUAGGACAGCAUAUCUGGAAAUACUCUUGGAUAGGCUGCUUCACCGCAUAAUCACUAUGGGCCUCAGCCCCUACAGGAAAGGCUUUCGCACGCUGAGCACCCAAGUGCGGAAUCUCCAGAUCACGGCCGUUGCACCUGGAGAGUGGUUUGCUAUGCGUUUGCUGCAGCAUUGGGCGACAGGCCAGUUCAACGAACUCAGCAGAAGCAUCGAUACCAUCGACAUCUCCCUGGACGAUCGCAAGACCUACCACCUUUCGAAUGCUGCGGUCAAAGGUUGGAAACACGUGGCAUCGACUACGAUGAACGUCAUUUCCUAGACCGCCUUGUCGGAACGGAGUGAAGGACACCACACCAUACAUGGCGGUACGGAUACAACCGUGUCUUAUGCUAGACUGUGGAAAGCUGUCCUUGGAGGUCUUCAAUAAAAAAAGUU